Molecule: messenger RNA, 1854 nt
Organism: Crotalus tigris (Tiger rattlesnake)
Lineage: Eukaryota; Metazoa; Chordata; Lepidosauria; Squamata; Viperidae
Gene: GRPR
Product: gastrin releasing peptide receptor
Exons: 4
Coding region: 409-1617 (402 amino acids)
Biological process (GO): G protein-coupled receptor signaling pathway
Cellular component (GO): membrane
Molecular function (GO): G protein-coupled peptide receptor activity
Source: RefSeq, a predicted model, not a curated record
UACUUUUGCUGUAAACACAGCCUACAAAUGCAGGCUGAAAAGAUGAGGAAGACAGCAACAACCAAUUUGUUCUUGAAAAACGUGCUCUAUAUAUUUGGGCAGUGAAAGCGGCAUAGAUCUUGGACCUGGAUGGCUUUGCAUCGAUGACAUCUUUUGCUCUUGACAACUAGGAAAAUAUUUAUUCACCAUCCUAACUAACAGACAAAGAGAAGAGGUUUGGAAAUGAAACUAGGUUGACACUUAUUCAUUUGAAUGAGCUUAUUUAUAAUGAGUGUCUUUCCUUUCAUGAUAAGCAAUAUCACAUAUACCCACUUCCAUCAAUAGUUACAGAGGAGGAAGGCAAACAGCUCAAAACAAUUUGCUCAUGCUUUUUCCAUUUAAUAUUCAUUUCCUAGCCAAAUCCCAAGAAUGACAGAGGACUGCAUUUUUCUAGAUACAGAACUCAGUGACUUUAUUCUCUGUAAUGUUUCUACUGAUCAACAUACAAAUUUCUCUUUCUCAGGCGAGGACUUGUUUUAUUACAGAUUCCUAUAUGCAAUUCCAGCUAUUUAUGGGAUCAUCAUUUUGAUUGGGCUAGUUGGUAAUAUCACCCUGAUUAAAAUCUUUUGUACAGUAAAGUCCAUGAGAAAUGUCCCUAAUUUGUUUAUUUCCAGUCUGGCUUUUGGAGACUUGCUUCUUUUGAUCACCUGUGUUCCUGUGGAUGCCAGCAGAUAUUUGUCUUCUGAAUGGCUCUUUGGUCGAGUCGGAUGUAAACUUAUCCCUUUUAUUCAGCUUACUUCAGUGGGGGUGUCAGUCUUCACCCUCAUGGCUCUUUCUGCAGACAGGUAUAAAGCCAUAGUGAGACCAAUGGACAUCCAAGCUUCACAUGCCCUGCUGAAGAUUUGUUUGAAAGCCACUACAAUCUGGAUUUUCUCCAUGCUGCUUGCCAUUCCAGAGGCUGUGUUUUCAGACUUGCGUUAUUUCUAUGACAAGGGCACUAAUAAAACAUUUAUUAGUUGCACACCUUACCCACAUACCAAUGAACUGCAUCCAAAAAUUCAAUCCAUGGCUUCUUUUCUCAUCUUUUAUGUAAUCCCAUUAUCUGUUAUUUCAGUAUAUUAUUAUUUCAUCGCAAAAAAACUGAUUCGGAGUGCUUACAGUCUACCAGUGGAAGGAACUAUUCAGGUUAGAAAGCAGAUGGAAUCUCGGAAACGCCUCGCCAAAACAGUACUAGUUUUUGUCUGUAUCUUUGCUUUCUGUUGGCUCCCUAACCACAUCAUCUACUUAUAUCGGUCGUAUCAUUAUUCAGAGGUGGAUACAUCAGUCCUGCACUUUAUCACUUCUCUUUGUGCUCGAAUAUUGGCAUUUAUUAACUCUUGCAUAAAUCCUUUUGCCUUGUACUUGCUCAGCAAAAGUUUUCGGAAACAGUUUAAUCACCAGUUAUCUUGUUAUAAAACCCGUCUUCUCAUUCGAUCCCAGAGUACAGCCAGAAGUACCACCCAGAUGACAUCUUUCAAGAGCACCAACCAGCAGUCCAUGAUCACCUUCAGUUUUAUUAAUGGCAACCACAACUGCCAUGAAGAAAAUGUACAUGAUGUCAAGCAUGUUGGGGCCAGAUGUCUAUCUAUUUGGAUCUGAAAGUUCCACAGGAUCUUGACCUGUUCGUUUUCAAGAACUUUGUCAACUUGGUGUUUCCAGUGACUUUUCAGGCAGUAUUAAUUCAUGGUGUUUUUAAAAAAAGGUGUAAAGAGAAUUGAAUUUACUUGGGUUUGUCUCACUACCUUUCCCCCAUCUGAAUGCAAAAGUAUAUUGCAUAUAAUUUGAAUGUGAAAAGGGGUGCCAAUUCAAUAAAUGGAAGCUUCAUUAUGUUUACAA